Molecule: messenger RNA, 1167 nt
Organism: Bipolaris victoriae FI3
Lineage: Eukaryota; Fungi; Ascomycota; Dothideomycetes; Pleosporales; Pleosporaceae
Product: carbohydrate-binding module family 50 protein
Exons: 1
Coding region: 1-1167 (388 amino acids)
Cellular component (GO): outer membrane
Source: RefSeq, a predicted model, not a curated record
AUGUCUGGAUACGGGUACAACCAAGGUGGAGGUGGAGGAUACGGACAGAAUGAGUACAAUGGCGGACAAGGCGGAUACGGGCAACAGCCUCCUUACCAGGGAGGAGAAGCCAGUCAGUACUAUGGUGGCGGUGGACAAGGAGGACCACCACCUCAAGGUUAUCCCCCACAACAGGGCGGAUACCCACCGCAGGGCGGAUAUGAUGCCAAUGCUCCUCCUCAGUACCAGCAGUACCCCUCUACCGCCACGCACUCGUCCAACUCCGGCCGCAACUCGCACAACCAAGGCUACCAGAACCAGUAUGGCGGAGAAGGUGACCCAGAGGGUGAACGUGGUAUCAUGGGCGGCCUUGCUGGUGCAGCAGCAGGAGGCUACGGCGGCCACGCCCUAGGCGGCAAAUCUGGUCACGGUACCGCCGGCGCCAUUGUAGGAGCCCUCGCCGGUGCCUUUGCCGGCCACAAGACCCAAGACGCCGUCGGAGAGCGAUGGGACGAGCACAAGGAAAAGAAGAAGGAAGAAGAAGAGCGACGCCGCUGGGAGGAAGAAGAAGAACGCCGUCGUAAAUACGGCGGAGGUGCCGCUGCCGGCGCUGCCGCCGGCGCCGGCUUCGCACAUCAUCAAUCGCACGACCAAGAGCGCUCUGCCGGCGACUUUGGCGGCAACUUCUCUGCCUCGUCCCAAGACAUCCGUCUCGACGCCCACGGCGACUACGUCUUGCACGCCCAGUGCCGCCGCACCGACGGCUCAGUCCAAGCCUCGUCUAUUGCGCUGAACCGCUACCUCGCCAACGACGACGGUUCCUUCCGCUGGUCCGGCUCCUCGACCGACCGCAGCUCCGGUAGCGAAAACACCUACACCGUCCAGCAAGGCGACACGCUCCGCGCUAUUGCCUCGCGCUACUCGCACUGCUCCUUUGAUGAGCUCGCCAGACACAACAACAUUUCCAACCCCGAUCAAAUCUGGCCAGGCCAGAACUUGAGGAUUCCAACCGGAGGCGGUGGCGGUGGUAGCUCUGGUGGCUUUGCGUCGUCGGCAAGGAAUGUGAGGUUGGUUGGUGGCGGGCAGAGGCUCGAGGCUGAGCUCGAGAGUCGUGGGGAGUGGAGGCGUAGGGAGAUUAAUCUUGAUGAGAGGAUUAGUAACCGGGAUGGGUGUUUGGUGUUUGUUUAG